AGCGGUAUAUUCUCCUCUCUCUCAUUGCUGGAGCGCAGAGCGCAGCUCAUACCGUGAUUGAUAAAUAUAUCAUAAACCCUUGAGGAAAAGAGCCUAUACCUCAUUUACCGCUGCCAAGAUUUCUUGAACAUUUUACGUGCUUUAAAACCCGCAUUAUUAUUAUUUUAACUAAGAAUUUACCGAACUUCUCACAAUAAUGAGUUGGAUUUGGGUAAAACUCAACAUGCUAUGAAAACUGUGGAAAUCGGUGCUUAGUGAGAUUUGAGUGUGGAGAGAAAUAGUUUAAUUCUAGUUUUGGGAGGUUUGCUGUAAAAAAAAAUUAACAAUGGGUGAGUCGAAAAACGGAGAGAAAAAGAAGGUGAAAAUCAACGACGACAGAGGGGGGACGGUUGAAGUGAGUGAGAAACAUGGACCUCUUUUUAAUGCCAUACCCAAGAUGCAUUUAUGUGCUGCAGUCAUUCUUUGCCUCGUAAAUAUUGCCAUUCCGGGCAUGGGAACCCUCAUUUCAGCGUUCACCGUAUUCUGUGGUUGUCCUACAAAAAUAGAGAAGCGUAUGAAUGCAUUUCUCCUGAACCUCCUAGCGGCCUUUUUACAGAUGGUGACAUUCAUAGUCAUUGUGGGCUGGAUUUGGAGUAUUUUAUGGGGAAUGAAUUUUGUACAGCUAGCUAUUGCAAAAGGUGAAGAACCCGAAGCAGAAUUUCAGAAUCUUGCCGGACCUUAUUACGUUCGGCGCCAAAGCAGUGUCGACAUACCCAUUUGAUCGCUGAAUUAUGUAAAUUAAAGGUCCAUAUUUGCUUCUUGACAAUAACUGCUAGGUAUAUUUCAAAAUAAAAGCUGGGAGCAUUCCGCUAGCGGAAAUGGGGAAUCGGUUCUAAGAGGAGAGUUAUAUGACUUAGAUAUGCAUGGAUGGGUAUAUGAUAGGAGUCGGACAAAUUUAUGUAAAUAGCUGUAUAAUUCUUAAGCUGGUGCCUCGGUUUUGCUUUCGUAUUAAACUCUUGUGUUUUAGUUGGUCUUUUUGUACGUAUUAAGAUUUAUCUCAUUUCUUGCAGGGAAAUAUGAAAUAAAUUAUGUUUGUACAUAUA
This is a messenger RNA of Saccostrea echinata, 1082 nucleotides long. RefSeq names its product protein stum homolog. Lineage: Eukaryota; Metazoa; Mollusca; Bivalvia; Ostreida; Ostreidae. The record is from RefSeq and is a predicted model, not a curated record. Bases 326 to 760 code for a protein of 144 amino acids. The transcript is spliced from 3 exons.